Messenger RNA from Fomitopsis serialis, 681 nucleotides. RefSeq lists its product as uncharacterized. NCBI's taxonomy places the organism in Eukaryota, Fungi, Basidiomycota, Agaricomycetes, Polyporales, Fomitopsidaceae. The transcript is spliced from 2 exons. Bases 1 to 675 code for a protein of 224 amino acids. The record is from RefSeq and is a predicted model, not a curated record.
AUGGAAGCGAACCGCGGUGAGCGACGGGGCUCGUACAUAUGGGGCAGGAGCAUCCACAAUGUUCGCAUCGAGCGUCUCUGGGUCGAUGUCACUGCACAAGUCGGUGCAAAGUGGGCGGAAUUUUUCACGACACUCGAGGUUCAUUAUGGCCUUGAUCUCAACAACGACAAUCACAUCUGGCUCCUACAUCUGCUCUUCCUCGAUCGCAUCAAUGACGAGCUUGCCUUCUUCGCUGAUGGUUGGAACCACCACCGAAUCCAAAUCCGAGAUGGGCCCAAUCGCUCGCCCAUAGACAUGUUCGUCUUCGACAUGCUCGUUCAUGGAGUACGUGGAGAUCAAUUGCCCGAUGAAGCUCAGACUAUGGAGGAGCUGGAGGUGUAUGGUGUCGACUGGGAGGCACUACGCGAGGAUCGUCUUUUGCGUGCCUACCAUCAGAACAACACCCAAACCGAUGGUGCAUCGUCAUGGAUUGGUAGGGUUGGUCCACCCGAGCGGCUGAACGAGGUCGAGGUUGAACCUCCCGAGGAGCCAGGAGUUGAUGCUUUGGACAGAGUCAUUGGUGUCCUAGCACAGGCGAUUGAGCCGUGGUCGGCUCAUGCAGAUCAAGCAAGUCUAGCAGCCUGCUGGGUGAAUGCAUUGGCAUACCUCCAGAGCCAGUAUAUGGAUAUGUUUUGACAGUCG